AUGGGGGAGGACUCUGACGUUUCCCAUCACGCCGCCACGGGAGAUGGGGAGCUGCUUGAAGUUGAUACUUCGUGCUCUGCCAAAUCAGUUGAUGCGGAUGUUGCAGUCUCUUUUACGGACGAAAGUACUGGGACCAGCAACGGAAGCACCACCGACAACGACUCUGCCAGCGCUUGCGAGAAGGACCGCCAGACAACAGCUUGCAAAAAGAACUGCCUUAAAAAAGGUAACCAGUGCUUGAAGGCUGCGCCCGAGGUAGCCAGCACCAAUUCUUCAGACGUUUCGGCAAGUAUUGCCGCUUCUUCCCAAACGAGCAACUCCAACGACACAAAGCCCUCUUGCAAGAAAAACGAGGCAAAGGAUAAGAAAUCCGAGAAUUCCUCCAAGUCGGACGCAUCGUCCGAGAGCAAUGCCACUACGGCCGAGACAGGUUCUGGGCCUGAAACUUCCCAUGAAACAGGUUCUGCUGUCGACACUGUUGAUAGCUCGUCCAGGACUCAGGAAGUAGACUCCAAGGCAAACGGGAAUGCCGAUACCGAGGGCAACGACCAGUCCGAAUGGACUGUAUCUGAGGACCUCCGGCUCCGAGGUAUGAAGGAGUCGACAGAUAAUCUUUCCUGGGCCGAUAUCGGGAAGGCUCUCAAUCGUGGCAAAGCCGAGGUUAAAGCUCGCUGGAAGGCCAUCAAGGACCAACAACCUCAAGAAUAUGCCACCGAUACCAACGCCGACACAAAGGGCGACCUUGGGGCCGGCCAGAGUCCUGAUGCCAAGGCUGAACAGGGCAAGGCUGUAACCCCAGCGAAGGAAGCAAGGUCACAACCCCCCAUAAAGCAAACGAUGAACCAACGUCCUCUGGAACAUCAGAAGGACGACCGCAAUCGCAGGGUGGCUCAGCAAAACAAGGGGGUCAAGCUUGGUACUUGCGAGGCACAGUGCAACGAGGACAAUCUGUCCGGCAGCGAAACAUUGUCUGAAUCACUUUGCACCACAGACGAACGCAGACGCCAGAGACGAUAUCUUUAUACUCAUGUCUACAAAACUCUCUACCCGGCGGAGGCUGAUGUCGGGCAGAACGAGCACUUGACCAAGCGGGAUCGCGCUGUGCUCGCAACCAUUGCGUGCAUGCACACAACAAACAAACUGCUAGAAAUGAAGGCAAACUUCAUGAAUGCCACAGGUGCAGAUGUGCCCAUUGCAGUUCUUCGUGACUGGUAUGAGGGAGAAUGGGCUGCAAAGGAAGAUCGUCCCAACGCUGUACAACACGAAGAUUCGGCUGAGAGAGUUGAAAAGUGGAUUGACAGCGUCUCAAUGGGAGUAGAGGACUAA
This is a messenger RNA of Metarhizium brunneum ARSEF 3297, 1326 nucleotides long. RefSeq lists its product as uncharacterized. NCBI's taxonomy places the organism in Eukaryota, Fungi, Ascomycota, Sordariomycetes, Hypocreales, Clavicipitaceae. The record is from RefSeq and is a predicted model, not a curated record.